AUGUGGCUAGCUGUUCAAGGUCGCCUCCCUACUUUGGAUAGAAGAUCAAUGGCUAGAUUUGACAAUGUAUGUGCUCUGUGCAAUGUCAACCCAGAAUCUCAUUCUCAUCUGUUCUUCUCAUGCGAGUAUACUUCCCCAAUUUGGACUUUCUUCAAGGCGAAAUGCAAGAUUUCUAUUACAGCUUUGACAUGGCCGGAAAUUGCUUCAGUCUUCAGUAUCCAGUGGUCUUCUCCAUCACCUUGGAAUCUACUUAGAAAGCUCUGCCUCGCGACUUUGGUAUAUCACAUUUGGGAGGAGAGAAAUACCCGUAUCUUCCGUGGAUCAAAGCUAUCACAGAAUUCAAUUCGGGCAAGGAUUUACCACACCAUCACCUCUAUCAUGAAAUUAGGGAUCUUCAGGGAUUCCAUUACUGCGCAUCACAUUCUCAAGGACUGGGAUCUUUCGCCGUCUUGUUGCCGGCCGCCGCCGCGUCCACCUGAUCGAAGAUUUGAAGCCUUAAGCUUCAAUCGCUGCAAAAGCCAGUCACCGGAUGUGUAUCAGACCACCAUUAACGGCUAA
Messenger RNA from Cornus florida, 558 nucleotides. RefSeq lists its product as uncharacterized. Bases 1 to 558 code for a protein of 185 amino acids. The record is from RefSeq and is a predicted model, not a curated record. The transcript has a single exon. Lineage: Eukaryota; Viridiplantae; Streptophyta; Magnoliopsida; Cornales; Cornaceae.